AUACACUUGGUACAUAUGUAUGUCUUAUUGUGCGUCUUGAGGUUGAGUCCUGCUGGACCACACGGAGUAGGAAAUCAUUAUUAUAUCACUGUAUUUCUUUUCUCGUCCCUCCAUUCCUUUUGUUUUUGCAUAACCAUUUUCACAAUAAGAGGACACAUGAGGCAGUUAAUGUGUGCCACAAACCACUGCAGGGCAUUAACCAGAAAUAUUGAACACGCCCGUCUCCUCUGCCCCCACCCCCACUAUUCUAAAUGUCUUAUAUAUUAGGAAUUUCCUAAAUCGUCCAUUUAUAGGUAUAUUUAUCUUCCACGUCCUUAAGUGGUACGUACAAUCAUCAGAGAUGUCAGUAUUUAUGGUCAUGGCUGUAGUGUAGUGUAUUAACAGUACUUCACUUUUUGAUAUUUUUUGUUAUACUCUUGCCUUACUUCAAAAUUGAUUCAAUUUUCAAAAUUAUACACAUAACACAGUUUGGAAAUAUUUACAAAUGGAUUCAAAAUGUCAAAAGAAAUGAAAUGUAUAGGCUACAAAGUAUUCAAUGCUCAAUACAAAAGGUCCUCGGUGCAAGAAUGAGUUUCAUUCGUACAGCACGUUGUAAGUUGAUCGCUGAUACUGUACAGAGAAUACACAAAGGACAUAAAAGAUACAAAGAUUAUAUUCAAGAAUUAAUUGAAACAAAAGAGAGAACAGUCCUUCCUUGUUUGUGUUGCACACUGUACGGGAGGGCGAGACAGUCUUAUCAGGAGUCUGAUUUUCCUGCCAAAGCACCAGCAGUCUUACACUGUCUAUUUCAUAGCAGCAGCUUUAUGCUCUGUGAUGGUCACGACAGUCAAACGGCUCAGACCAAGGAUCCCCUUUCUGAACAUUUCACCAUGUCCAAUUUUACUUUUUUGAUGCACGGCCAUCAGAAGAGUCUACCUUACACUUGGAAGACAUAAUGGAAGGGCAAAAAGUUAACAAGAAAAAGAACAGAAGCAAUGUUUUCCUGCCUCGGUGUAGCUAUGUGACUGCGUACUGUGCGUCAUAACCACAACAUGUACGUAUACCGAGGACUUCCAAUACACCUUUGACAGAUGUGUCCCUUUUCAAAUCAUGUCCAGGCAACUGAGUUUACUCCAGGUGGACUCCUAUUAAGCUGUAGAAACAUCUCAAGAAUGUUGAGUAGAAACAGGCUGGGAAUACUUAUUAACAUGUGAUGUCUAAGUUCUGGCAAAAACUACCACAGAAAUGUUGUCAUGACAGGGUUUUGAAUUUUGAGGAAAUAAAUGUAAUCCAUGUUGGAAUUAGGCUGUCACACCACAAAAUGCUGUCAAUACUUUCCAGGAUCACUCUAUGUACGUACUGUAUAGUGCAGUUCAUGACAGACAGGCCAGACAUGAGGGUGACAUAUUAAUCAGCAUGAAUUGUUUAUAAAUUAAAGCUCGUCACAAUAAAAGUCUCAGCAAUGAUGAGAUGUAAUAUCAGUCAGGUCACAACAACAGGUCCUAAAAGUGGGUUUCUUUCAUAUCAUCGUCGUCCAUCUCCACAACCUUGUUCUCAUAUCCAAACAUGUCCUCCUGCUCAUUUUCCUCUGGCCUGUGACACAAGCCAACAACAUACAGGUUAGUCCUUCCCUUUGGGAGGCAUAGAGUGAAGAAAAUGUUGAUCUAGUCAGCAAGUGUGACCAUGUGUGUGUGAGAGAGACCUGUUCUUCUUGAGCAGUCGUUUAAUGAUGAGAAGGAUGAAGACAAUGAAGAGGAAGACCACCACGGCUGUCAGGCCCGUCAACCAAGGCUGCAGCGUCACUGACUGAGACCCCGUGGCUGCACGCGCACCUGACACACAAACAUGACGUGAGUGCUCUCAUGGCAUACAGUCAUCAUCAUCAGCCAUCCAUGAAGUGAGCCGUGUUGACUGCACAAUGCAUCAUUUUAUUUGGUUGUUGUUUCUUAAUCCGGUCAAAACAUGCAGGCAUUUACCUUUAUGAGCUGAGCACUUGGCUGCACCGUGCAGUACACACAAGACAAGAAAAGCCACGAUCAUCCUGAAUGGCUCCCACCGACUUGUUCCCACAGCGGAAUCCUCACAAGCUGACUGAAACGUUCUGCUGUGGUCAAAGUUCAGAUAUGUUAUUGCAGCCAAUCUGGGCGUGUAUCAUCUGCAGCUGUGUUACUUAUUAGCAAAGAACAGCUUGUCACUGUCAUUAAUGCUAUACGUCAGCAUGAUAAAGACUAAAGACAAAAGAUAAAACGAGAAAACCUGUUGUUGGUGAACGGAAAAACAGUAGUUGCAAGCAGUGUCGAAUGGACCCGCGCAUCCCCAUGCAAAUAAGUGCUUAUACAAGUCAAUGGCUGUACAGUCAUUUUCAUCAUUCAUUCAUUCAUUCAUUUUCUACCGCUUAUCCUCACGAGGGCCGCAAGGGUGCUGGAUCCUCACACUCACAUUCAUACCUAUGCACAAUGUGGAGCCGCCAAUUAACCCAACAUGCAUGUUUUUGGAAUGUGGGAGGAAGUCGGAGAGAACGUGCAAACUCCACACAGAGAUGGCCGAGAGUGGAAUCAAACCCCGGUCUCCUAGCUCUGAAGCCUGCACGCUAUAACCACUCAUUCGCCAUGCAUUUUCAUCAUUCACAUCAUUAGAUAGAAGUCUCACCUAGUGGAAUUAUUCAGAUUUCAGGUUGCUGAUAGCAACAGCCUAGAAUCCUUCGCCAUUUAUCACCGGCCACCUGUUUUUGGUGAAAAUGGCCAGUCAAAAACAAAAUGGCAGACUAAUUCCUGUUUCCUGUUUGUUUUCAAACAUGUUUUGCUGAGACCUUUUUGUUCUUCCUGUCAUGAUAAACAUCUCCACCAAAUUUUGAGCCAUCCCCUGCUGACAGAAGCUGUUUUUUUCUGUAAAUUACUACUACUGUCGGUAAACACAACCCAUGGAAGAGGACUGUUUGAUGAUAGACUCCUAGAAAAUGUCUCGUUUGAGAGGAAAGGAGCCAAUGGACUCUCUGCGGGGCUUCAGGGCGCCAACAAGCGAACCAGCGGUCCCUUGUGGUCUCCUCAAAACGGCCCGCAAGAGCGGACAACUCAACCUGUCAGGCCGAGGGCUGACAGAAGUGCCAGCGAAUGUGUUUCGUCUCAACCUGGACACGCCGGAGGAAGCCAAACAGAACCUCUCCUUUGGAGCCUCGGAGCGCUGGUGGGAGCAGACGGAUCUCACCAAGCUGCUGCUGUCGUCCAACCAGCUGACCUCCUUGUCUGAGGACAUCAGACUGCUGCCCGCUCUUUCCACUCUGGAUCUACAUGACAACCAGCUGCAGAUGUUACCAAGCGCUUUGGGAGAGCUGCAGGAGCUGCAGCAGCUGCGGCUCAGUCACAACCAGCUGACGUUGCUGCCAAUGGAGGUGUUCUCUCUGAAGAACCUCAGAAGCCUCACGCUGCAGCAGAACCAACUAGAUGUCUUGCCAGAGGAGCUGGGACAGCUGGAGGCGCUGACUGAUCUGGACGUGUCCAAUAACCAGUUGAUGGAGCUCCCCUCCAGCCUGGGUCGCCUCAGCUGUCUGCAGAAGCUCCACCUGUGUCACAACAAGCUCACUUGUCUGCCCGACAGCCUGGCACAGCUCACCAAUGUGAAGCUUCUGGACUGCAGCAACAAUCUGCUGAGCGACAUUCCCGCCGGUCUAUCCAAGAUGCUCGCUCUGGAGCAGCUGUACCUCCGACACAACAAGCUCCGCUUCCUCCCGCUGCUUCCCGCUCCUGCUCUCAAGGAGCUGUAUGUGGGCAACAACCAGAUCGAGAGGCUGGAGGCAGAGCAUCUGGCCAGCUUGCGCGUCAUCUCUCUGCUGGAGCUGCGAGACAACAAGAUCAAGGUGCUGCCUGAGCAGGUGGCCACAUUGAGCACGCUCACACGCCUUGACCUCACCAACAACGACAUCGGCAUCCUUCCAGCGUCACUCAGCCUGCUGCCUGACUUGAAGACUCUGCUUUUGGAAGGGAAUCCUCUGCGUGGGAUCAGGAGGGAGCUGCUGACAAAAGGAACCAAUGAGCUUCUGAAAUUUCUGAGAGGAAGAAUUAAAGAGGAGCCUGAUAGUGCUGCUGACAGGACGACUGCCAUGACGCUGCCCAGCGAGGCCACCAUCAACAUACACAACAUCAAAACUCUCAAGUCGCUGGUGUACAGUGACAAGAAAGCCGACAGCAUUCCGGAUGAGCUCUUUGAGGCCGCAGCGGGUCACGGCAUCACAUCCGUCAACUUCAGCAAGAACCAGCUGAUCGCCGUACCGCCAAGGCUGGCUGAGAUGCAGACAUUGACGGAGCUCAAUCUAUCUUUCAAUCGACUCACCUGCUGCAAUUAUGUCUGCAGGCUGCAGCAGCUUGUGCACCUCGACCUCAGGAACAACCAGCUGAGUGAGUUGCCAGCCGAGCUGAAGAAUGUGACGAAGCUACACUCCAUCAUCCUCAGCUACAACAAGUUCAAGUCCUUCCCGGAGGUCCUGUAUAACAUGGUUUCCCUGGAAACUAUCCUGCUGUCCAACAAUCAGGUGGGAGGUGUGGAUCCCACCCGCCUGGUCCAGCUGGUCUGCCUUUCAACACUGGACUUGUCCAACAACGACCUGCUCAGUGUGCCGCCUGAGCUGGGCCUUUGCACGAGCCUCAGGUCUCUCAGUCUGGAGGGAAAUCCUUUCAGGACACCGCGAGCCGCCAUUGUGGCCAAAGGAACUGACGCCAUCCUGGAGUACCUGCGUAGUCGCAUUCCCACAUGAUCCCUGGCCCUGAGCCUUGAUUUGCAUGCCAGAUUGUUGCUUAAGUCAUUAAAGAUACUUUGUGCAACGGUUUUAUUUUCUU
This is a messenger RNA of Doryrhamphus excisus (bluestripe pipefish), 4808 nucleotides long. Lineage: Eukaryota; Metazoa; Chordata; Actinopteri; Syngnathiformes; Syngnathidae. The record is from RefSeq and is a predicted model, not a curated record.